AUAUACAACAAAGCAAAACGACAAAGUUAGAAAGGAGGGCUAGGGAAGUAAAUGGGAAAUGCCACAAAGGAUACUGGAAGAGAUUCUAUUCAACGUUUACAGAGAAAAUAAAAGUAGAACGAUCCAUUCGACAGGAAAAAAAGGUGUGAGAUCGUAGAGGCACCUGAUAAUCUGGGCAAGCUGUGUGGAUCCUUCACAGGACCUUAUCAAAAAGGACACAGGUGUGAGAUCGUAGAGGCACCUGAUAAUCUGGGCAAGCUGUGUGGAUCCUUCACAGGACCUUAUCAAAAAGGACACAGGCAGUGAAGCACCUGAUACUGUAAAAUGAAAAGACUGUUAAGUACUCUUCAGAAAUGGCAUAUGCUACAUUUUCAAGGGCCCUGCAAUGCAGUAACACAGCGACAGAUGCCUCUCUUGGUAAACAAGAUAUUGCAAAGAAGCAAAGCAACAGCACUGCAAGAUGCCCAGUCCAUAAGGUCCAGGUAUCAAACAGAUCCAGUGAUUAUAGCCAGACCAACAAAGGCUGUUGUGGAUGAACAAAUCGAUAUCUGUGUGGAGAAUCUGCUACCAAACCAGGCAGUUACAUUGCAUUCCCUACAAAAGACUGAGUAUGGUCACCUGUGGGAAUCAUUCGCUCACUAUGUCAGCAGUACUGAUGGAACUGUUCAAGUUAUGAAGGAUGAGUCACUGGGAGGCUCUUACACAGGUUGUGAACCUAUGGGUUUUAUCUGGAGCAUGACACCUGACCCAGAGGAUACAAAAAAACGCAGAUUAAUGAAAACAGACGCCUCUAUACCAGACAUUGUAAAAGUCUCAGUAGUUGAUGGACACAUCCUUGAAAGGGCUGCAGUGAAAUUAAUACUGGCAGACACAGAAGUGGAACGCUGGCACAUGGCACCAGGGGUCAGAAAAGUAAAAGUUCGCCAGAAUGGAAUUGUUGGAAAUCUCUUCCUUCCACCAGGUCCUGGUCCAUUUCCUGGCAUAAUAGACCUUUUGGGAGCUACUGGGGCUGCUGACUUACGAGCUGGUCCCCUGGCAUCUCAUGGAUUUGCUACACUACAAUUGGCAUAUAUUAGCCAUGCAGAGCUCCCAUAUCCAACUGGAUAUUUUGGUCUGACAAAUGACUACUUUGAGGAAGCUUACAAUUUCCUAAACAGUCACCCAGAAGUAGCCAAAGAUAGAAUUGGCAUCGUUGGAUUAUGUUUUGGACAAUAUUUCACAAUAAAAAUGGCUACAGAGAUUCCAAAAAUAAAUCCCAGGUGUCUGGUCGGUGUAAGUGGAGGUCACUUUAGUAUGAUGAAGAAUGAGACUGGAUUUGCUCAUCAUUGUCUAAUUGAAUAUAAUGCUAAGAAGCCGUUCGAUACAAAUAUUCCAGUGUCAACAAAACAUUUCUUACUGCCUAUUCUUGAUAAGCCUGACAGGAUACUUCAGGUUGGAAAAAUCCGAUGUCCACUACUACUGAUUGCAGGAGAAGAUGACCAGAGCUUUCCAGCUGUAGAAGCAGCAGCUGAUAUUGAAAGGAAGAUGAAGGAAGCUGGUAACAACCACUUGCUGACAAAGAUCUCCUACCCAGGUGCUGGACAUAUAAUAGAGCCUCCAUUUUUCCCACUAAACAAAUCAUCCAAAAUUCAAAUACCCACUAUGAAAACCAAAUUUUAUCAGUUGUGGGGAGGUGAGCCCAAAGCCCAUGCUUAUGCUCAAGAAGACUCCUGGAAACGCAUCCUGGAAUUUCUAAAACAGCAUCUUGCAGUGAACUAAUACAAGCCUACAGCAAUACAAAUGAGAGUCUUUGUAAUUCCUACAAUAUACCUGCAUAAUCAUGGGACUAUUAAGUUUUUAUAGGAAAAUUAACUGCAGCUUCAUGUACAGUAUAUUAUAUAAUGAAUGUAAUAGACAAUCAUACCUGUUAUUAAUGUAAUAAGCUAUGAUUUCUAAAGGAUUUAGUUAAUUGUACAUAUUAGCCAUUAUGAUGCAAACUGUAUAUAUAGAUAUAGAUAUAUAUAUAUCUAUGUGUGUGUGUGUGU
Molecule: messenger RNA, 2024 nt
Organism: Protopterus annectens (West African lungfish)
Lineage: Eukaryota; Metazoa; Chordata; Ceratodontiformes; Protopteridae
Product: bile acid-CoA:amino acid N-acyltransferase-like
Exons: 14
Coding region: 325-1758 (477 amino acids)
Biological process (GO): acyl-CoA metabolic process; fatty acid metabolic process
Molecular function (GO): fatty acyl-CoA hydrolase activity
Source: RefSeq, a predicted model, not a curated record